This is a messenger RNA of Zerene cesonia (dogface butterfly), 4792 nucleotides long. Its product is annotated as potassium voltage-gated channel subfamily H member 8-like. Gene Ontology annotation, molecular function: voltage-gated potassium channel activity. The record is from RefSeq and is a predicted model, not a curated record. Lineage: Eukaryota; Metazoa; Arthropoda; Insecta; Lepidoptera; Pieridae. The transcript has 16 exons. Gene Ontology annotation, cellular component: membrane. Bases 193 to 3360 code for a protein of 1055 amino acids. Gene Ontology annotation, biological process: regulation of membrane potential; potassium ion transmembrane transport.
CGUCACGCCGCGUACGCGGUCUCGCUUCGAGAAACCAGACACACGUGUCUUAAAUCUUUGUGUUAAAAAUACGAUGCAUACAAAAACAUAUCCCGUGUUAAAUGUGUACGCGCACUGAAUUUUUGAACUUUAAAUCGUUCGGUUAUAAUUAAGGUGGAGGGGGAGUAAGCGCGGGGCGCGCGGCGCGGGGUGAUGCCGGUGCGCAAGGGGCUGCUCGCGCCCCAGAACACCUUCCUCGAUACUAUCGCCACACGCUUCGAUGGAACACAUAGUAACUUCGUGUUGGGGAAUGCCCAAGUACCGUCGUACCCCAUCGUUUACUGCUCGGACGGGUUCUGCGAGCUGACGGGGUGGGCGCGCGCGCACAUCAUGCAGAAGGGGUGCGCCUGCAAGUUCCUCCAUGGCCCCGACACGCAUGAAGACCACCGCCGCGAGAUCGACGCAGCCCUUGACUCUAAACAUGAACUCAAGCUGGAACUCAUCUUCUAUAAGAAAAUUGGAACACCUUUCUGGUGCCUGCUCGAUAUCGUUCCAAUUAAAAAUGAAAAACGGGAGGUCGUGUUGUUUCUCGCCUCAUUCAAGGAUAUCACAAAUACAAAGAUGGCCGCCAUGAAUACUAAUGAGGACUUCGAUAGCGGAGCCGCGGUGCGGCCUUCGGCUGGCGUGGUAACUCUAGCGUUGUCCCCAUUUGUACCCGCAGCGGCACUCUUGGGCGCCCGGUUCCGAGCUGAAUCUAGUUGCCUCCUUCCAGACCCGAAUGGCAAUCUUGACCCCGAAGCGCCUUCACCUGCUAACAUGGGCAGGCGGCGCUCCAGGGCCGUUCUUUACCAGCUUUCAGGACACUACAAACCGGAUAAAAUGAAGUCUAAACUAAAACUCAACAAUGUCAGUAAGAACCUGCUACAUUCAUCCGAUCCUCCGCUUCCCGAGUACAAAACGUCAGCGAUAAAAAAGUCCAAAUUUAUUAUCUCGCAUUAUGGCGUUUUUAAAACCUUCUGGGAUUGGUUAAUCCUAAUAGCGACAUUUUAUGUAGCGGUUGUUGUGCCGUAUAAUGCCAGCUUCGUUGACGAAGGCCACCCAAGGAUAAGUGUAACGAGCGAUGUCAUAGUGGAAGCACUUUUUAUAAUAGAUAUUGUCCUCAACUUCCGAACGACGUUUGUAAGCAAGAAAGGGGAAGUGGUAUCGGACUCCAAAGCGAUAGCUCUUAAUUAUAUUCGUUCAUGGUUCGUGGUGGAUCUCCUGGCCGCGCUCCCUUUUGACCUACUUUACGCUUCAGACGUAUACAGCGGGACGGAGUCUACGCACGGUAAUGUUCACUUAGUCAAGCUCACCCGUUUGCUACGUCUCGCUAGACUACUGCAGAAGAUGGACCGUUACUCCCAAUACUCAGCCCUCAUCCUCACGCUACUUAUGUUGUCGUUCACUUUAGUCGCUCACUGGCUCGCCUGCAUUUGGUUUAUCAUUGCUGAAAAAGAGAUUGAACAUCACAAAAAUGAAAGUUGGGAUUUAGGUUGGAUCAAUAACUUGGCGGAAAGAUUGAAAAUACCAAUAGGGAACAUAUCACACAGCGAAAGCUAUGUCACGGCGCUGUACUUCACCUGUUCGUCGUUAACGAGCGUCGGCUUUGGAAAUGUGUCAGCGAACACUUUGCCAGAGAAAAUUUUCAGCAUACUAGUUAUGUUGGUGGGAGCUCUAAUGCACGCUGUGGUUUUCGGUAACGUAACCGCAAUCAUACAAAGGAUGUACUCGCGCCGAUCGAUGUAUCAAAGUAAAUGGAGAGAUUUGAAGGACUUCCUGACUAUCAACCAAGUCCCUAAGGAGCUGAAACAACGAAUGCAAGAUUAUUUCCAGACGAUGUGGUCUCUCAACCAUGGUAUUGAUAUCCACGAGACACUAAAAGAAUUCCCAGAAGAGUUGAGAGGCGACGUUUCGCUACAUUUACAUAGGGAAAUCCUGUCGCUCCCAAUAUUCGAGUCCGCCUCUCAGGGCUGCCUCAAGCUUCUAUCUCUGCAUAUUCGAAACAACUUCUGUGCUCCCGGCGAAUAUCUCGUGCACAAAGGCGAUGCAUUGACAUACAUUUACUACAUUUGUAACGGCUCAAUGGAAGUGAUGCAAAAUGAUAUGGUUGUUGCUAUAUUGGGAAAGGGAGAUUUAGUGGGUUGUGAUAUGAACACCCACUUACAAGCUUACAACGGUACGGGUACAUCGCAAUCUAAUAACCCCGACGUCGUCGUCAAAUCUAGUAGCGACGUGAAGGCGCUCACUUACUGCGAUCUCAAGUGCAUUAACAUGAUUGGUCUAGCCGAGGUACUGCGCUUAUAUCCAGAGUAUCAGCAGGAAUUUAUACACGAUAUACAACAUGACCUCACGUAUAAUUUGAGAGAGGGAUACGAGGCAGAGCAGGAAUCUGAUGGAAACGGACACCCUUCGUUGACGCUUCCCUCAAUAUCGGAAGAUGAUGAAAACGCAGCAGAAGAUCAGGCUCUAUCACCGAAAAAACCACUGGUUCCGAGUACCAGUAGUCCCCGUCAUGCAAGAUUUAGAUCGGACGGGCAAGCCCGAUUAACUCAUAGAGAAUUACGAGAGAGAAUUGAAAGACAACGUUCGGUAGCAACGCCCAAAAUUACGAGAGCCGACUCUUUAGAAGGUUUAAAUUUAGAAAUACGUUCGUCUGUUGAGAGACUCGACACACAGGUAUCCAGUUUACAUCAUGACGUCGCCGCGCUCAGCAUGGAGGUACGGAAUGCAAUCCAAGCUCUACAGGAGAUGACGGGUCCCGUAUGGCAUGCCGCACAUUCUAACCCUAACUUGCAGUGGAAUGCUCCACCUAAUCAACUAGCUCGCAGCUGCAGUCAUCCGCCUGAUGUGUUUUGUUGGGAUCAGCAGGAAAGGCCAAUAACUCCAGAGCGACCAAAAAUAAAUCGAUGUACGCAAACGGACCCUUUUUUGAACUGCGUCACACAAUACAUAAUGGAACAUCCAGCCACCGUGAUGCUUUUACUCGGCUUAGACCCCAUGGCAAACUUAACACCGGUUAUGGCUCCAGCUGUAGAGUAUUACGACACACGAAGUCGACGACCCAGUGGCUUAGAGCAGAUUAUGGAAUCUGAAAACGGAAGUCAAUCUCCGUCCAGUACAACCAGUGAAAAAGCCGAACCGAAUAUUAGUCCCACUGGCAGCGCCAAGUGUAUUAACACACAGCCAGAGGUAAAAAGACUAUUUGACAAAGACUGUAAAGGUGCCAAUAUGAAAAGAAAUAGGUAUUCUGCUAGUGAUAUAAGUGAAGUGUCCGAACGAUUGUUACCGACGAGAGCCUCCAAUCAAAGCACUUACAGUCUCAAAAAUAAUUUUAACAGUUAAGAUUAUUUAUUCCAAUAUGCUCAUUAGUAGAUAAUUUCAAGUUAACUCUCAAUGUUAGUUCAACAAAUUUAAUUGAAAGCUUCUAUUUUUAUAAUAUAGUGAAAUAUUCCUUUCAGUGAAAUAAAAUUUCAUUUAAUUCGUUUCAAUAAUUGUACAUAUCAGAAAUCAUAUAAAUAAUUUCAUUAUUAGGUUAAAGUUGUUUAUUUAUCUAGUCACUGUUUAGAUUAUAGUCAUUUAAAUGUGUGAUACGUAGCAGAUGUUCUCCGCAGUGUGUUUUUCUUAAAAUAUUGCCAUUAAAUCUCUUUGUUCUUUUUUUAGUCGUGUUUUUCUCAACAAAGUAUGUAAUUAGAUAUUGAUAUAAGGUAAACAAUGUUAUUAGAGAGUAAAGUAUUCCAACAGUCCUAAAUUCAAUUAAAUUUUCUAUUCUAAAUACUAACGUGUCACGUUUCACCACAAUGGGACCUUUAAUACUUUCACAAAAUCUAUUUAAAUUUCGAAAUUUAUAUUUUCUUUGAAAAUGAUUAUAACUCAUCUGACAAUACUUACCUAUAACGUAUAUACGAAUAAAAACGUGCCAAAAACUGUAGUAAAAAAUAUAGUCUUCCUUGAGCUCAAUUCCAUGAAUAUUAUGAACAUAUAUUGAAAAAAAAAGUUUUUUAAAGAGGUUUAGAAUAUAGAGUAAUCAAAAAAAGCAAGUCAACGUAAAUUCGUUUAAUGUCUUCUUCCUGUUAUAAUGUGUAAAAAUUACAUUUGACAAGUAGUAGUGAUUAAAAUUAAUCAAAUAUAUCAAAUAUUACUCUAAAAAUGAUUAAGGAUACCUACACAUUUCUGACUUAUCUCUUACAGUAAAACAAAAGGUUUCAAAGAUUUAAUGUAUUUUAACUUAUUAUAUAAGAUUACAUGCAAUAAUACUUAUUUAGACAAAUCGGCAAAUAGGAAUAUGACAAUGAAAAACAAUAUUUAUGUCAAUAAUUUUAUAUCGAGGCAUUGGUUGUGAUAUCUUUCAUUUAUGUAUCUAACUACCACAGUAAAUGAAAUUAAACGUAAAUUAAUUUCGUACGAAAUUGAAAGAACUCGAUUUAUAAUUCUGUAGAGAGUAGUAAUUACUCUGUGGCCAUUGUGUUUAAGGAACCUUGGGUCAAAGUUUUAAUUUUCCACUCUACAGUGGUCCGUGACAUUUAAAAACCGAUACUUAUAGGCACAGGUACAAUAGAUACCUAAAGCAAAAUCCCUACCUAAAAAUGUGUUAAUAAUAAAUCUUUGAUAAUAAUUCUUUAAGAAUGAAACGCUUACUAGUGUAAAAUAUGAAUUAUAUGAUAAUGUGUAUGAUAUACUCUGUAUAGAGCCAAUGAAUGUGAUAUGUUGAGAAAAUAUUUAAGAUACAGUGCCUAAAUUUUUAUUUAUUUACUCGGUUUAUUGUUCUUGAGAUUUU